Molecule: messenger RNA, 1065 nt
Organism: Glarea lozoyensis ATCC 20868
Lineage: Eukaryota; Fungi; Ascomycota; Leotiomycetes; Helotiales; Helotiaceae
Product: P-loop containing nucleoside triphosphate hydrolase
Exons: 6
Coding region: 1-1065 (354 amino acids)
Biological process (GO): adenylate cyclase-activating G protein-coupled receptor signaling pathway
Cellular component (GO): heterotrimeric G-protein complex
Molecular function (GO): GTP binding; GTPase activity; G protein-coupled receptor binding
Source: RefSeq, a predicted model, not a curated record
AUGGGAGCUUGUGUGAGCUCCAAUCCGGAGGAUUCCGAGGGAAAGAAGAGAAGUCAGAUGAUAGAUAAGAGUCUGGAAGAAGACUCCAAGAAGCUUCGGCGAGAAUGCAAGAUCUUGUUGCUAGGCUCCGGAGAGAGUGGCAAGUCCACGAUCGUAAAACAGAUGAAGAUUAUCCAUCAAAGCGGCUAUACGGUAGAAGAGCUGUCGAUGUACCGAAUGACUAUAUAUAAGAACCUGGUGGAUUGUGCGAAGGCUUUAAUUGGGGCGAUGCGGCAGUUUGAUAUUGAGCCAGAGGAUCCGAUAAAUGCAGAUUACUGUGUCUUUCUAGUCGAUUAUCAGGUCGUUACAGAGCCACCAACAUUGAACCCAGAAGUUGGCGAGGCUGUACAGGCAUUGUGGAAAGAUCCUAGCAUGGUCACUUUGAUGGAAAGGCAGAGCGAAUUCUACUUGAUGGACUCAGCACCAUAUUUCUUCGAAGAGGCACACAGGAUCACGUCCCCCGAUUAUAUACCUAUCGAGGCCGACGUAUUAAGAGCGCGAACGAAGACGACGGGUAUAUACGAGACGAGAUUUACUAUGGGAUCAUUGAGCAUACACAUGUUCGAUGUCGGUGGUCAGAGAAGUGAAAGAAAGAAGUGGAUUCAUUGCUUUGAAAAUGUCACAUCGAUCAUUUUCUGUGUAGCACUCAGCGAGUACGAUCAGUGUCUGCUGGAAGAAAGCAAUCAGAAUCGAAUGAUGGAGAGUUUGGUGCUGUUCGAUUCCGUCGUCAAUUCGCGAUGGUUUAUGCGUACAAGUAUCAUCCUCUUCUUGAACAAAGUCGAUUUAUUCCGACAAAAACUCGGCCGAUCACCGCUGAGUAAUUAUUUCCCCGAUUAUUCCGGUGGGAAUGACAUAAAUCGAGCGUCCAAAUAUUUACUUUGGCGCUUCAAUCAAGUCAAUCGAGCACAUCUAAACCUAUACCCUCAUUUAACACAAGCCACCGACACAUCUAAUAUCCGACUCGUCUUCGCGGCGGUGAAGGAGACCAUUCUACAAAACGCUCUCAAAGACUCUGGGAUUCUUUGA